Molecule: messenger RNA, 517 nt
Organism: Didymodactylos carnosus
Lineage: Eukaryota; Metazoa; Rotifera; Eurotatoria; Philodinida; Philodinidae
Source: the annotation of a GenBank genome assembly
AUGUCGAUUGUGCACGUAUUGACUUCCGGCUGUACAAUUGCAUUUAUCGCCAGUUGGAAAUUGUCAUUAGUUAUGAUAACAAUAUCACCAAUUUUAAUUGUAGUGACAAUGAUCAGUAUCAAACCGUUAGAAUGCGAUAAAAUAUCGACGAAACCAUCCUUAGAUAUUAUUUUAACUGGAAACAUUGAGUUUGACAAUGUUUAUUUUUCGUAUCCUACGCGACCAGACUUCGAAAUAUUACAUGGUAUGAGUUUCAAUGUUAAACGCGGGGAAACAAUCGCAUUAUGUGGUCAAUCUGGGUCAGGUAAAAGUACUUGCAUUCAGUUAUUAUUAAAUUUGUAUGAACCAACAUCGGGUACUAUUCGAAUUGAUCGAUGUCCGAUUCAAGACUAUGAUGUCAAACGCUUGAGACAACAAAUCGGUGUUGUUAGCCAAGAACCAGUACUAUUCAGUGGAACACUUCUUGAAAACAUUGCGCUAGGUAAGAAGAAUGCAGAGGGCGAUGUUCCUUCACUCA